Molecule: messenger RNA, 1038 nt
Organism: Erigeron canadensis
Lineage: Eukaryota; Viridiplantae; Streptophyta; Magnoliopsida; Asterales; Asteraceae
Exons: 4
Coding region: 1-1038 (345 amino acids)
Source: RefSeq, a predicted model, not a curated record
AUGGCGCAUUAUGCGAUUCAACAAGAUGUCCGUGAUACUGCCUCCUCUUCAAGAACAUGGUUGUUUGUGAAGAUAGCUUCAGAUUUGGAAAACAAUUUUAGUUUUUUUAAGAGGAAGAUCGACGCGCGUGGUAGAUGGGGGUUUUCGGCUUUACAGAGAUGCACAUCUGCAGUUCGCCAGUUAGGAUACGGUAGUAAUCCCGACAGUUUAGAUGAUUACCUAAAUAUGUCGGAAAGAUCGUCACAUGACACCCUUAAUGCUUCUUGUGAUGGAGUCAUUAAGUUAUAUCGGCAUGAAUACUUGCGUAGGCCAACGCGUACUGAUACGCAACGCAUUAUUGAUCAUCAUGCGUCUUAUCAUGGUUUCCUUGGCAUGUUAGGGAGUUUUGAUUGUACACACUGGGCUUGGGAUAAUUGUCCAGUAGCUUGGCGUGGUCAGUACGCGCGAGGUGACCAUCACGGGCCGACGAUAUCGCUUGAAGCAGUUGCUUCACAGGAUUGUUGGAUUUGGCACGCAUACUUUGGUGUUGCCGGUUCAAAAAACGACAUUAAUGUGUUGAACCAAUCUCCUUUGUUCAACCCUUUUGAAGACGGCACAGCACCGUUGGUUCCUUUCACUGUAAAUGGAACCGAAUAUCGGUACCCGUAUUAUCUAGUGGAUGGGAUCUACCCAAGAUAUGCGAUGUUUGUGAAAACAAUACAGCAUCCAACCGGUGAGAAAAGGAUUCGGUAUGCUAAGGCACAGGAGGCUGCAAGGAAGGACGUGGAGCGAGCUUUUGGUAUUAUUAAAAAAAAGUGGAAAAUACUUAGAGAACCGGCACGACAAAUGGAAAAAACCCCCAUCCGUAAGAUCAUGUUAUUACCCAAGGUGAACUUUGGAUCUAGCCUUAGGUCGGGUAGUGUUAGCGUUGGAUCACUCUUUUCCACACUUUCACCUUCUAUAUCUCUUGUUGUAUCUUUGUUUUCAACACCCCCAACUAGCACAUCUCCUAUCACUAUGCUCUCUUCUGGCCCUAGUCAGAAGUUCUCACAUAACUAG